AUGGAUGUAGGACCGGAUGGUCCAGUUCCACCUCAGUCAUUCCCGAUCAACACGCAGUUCUCACCACCUGCAUUCCAAUCUGCUACAAAUCAGGCUCCACGAUUUGCUCCACGAGAAGCUCCACAGGAAGCUCCACGACCGCCUCCUCGUCUGACUCUUCCACGAGAUGUUCCACCACCAACAAUUGAAGAAGUACCUGAAUAUAAUGAACAAAACGUCCGAAAAGUACAAAUUAAACUGCUCCCAACGCCGCAAAAAGUACGGCUCCAACCUCUAAGUGGAUUAGCGAGAAGACUGGCAACUGACUACUUUUUGUACCGUGGGAAGCGAAAGAAGGAUGAGAAUGAGAACAUAAGCGAAAGACCGCAAGAUCACAUCGUUGGUAUUAGAGAUGGUCCCAAUGCGUCUGCGGAGCCGUUCCAUAUCAAAGUAAGACUUUUGCAAAACUUUACAGUUACAGCACCUCGAAAUACCAGUGUUUGUCCGAAAAGUGAAUGA
Molecule: messenger RNA, 498 nt
Organism: Cooperia oncophora
Lineage: Eukaryota; Metazoa; Nematoda; Chromadorea; Rhabditida; Trichostrongylidae
Source: the annotation of a GenBank genome assembly